Atta colombica is the source of this 1323-nucleotide messenger RNA. RefSeq lists its product as uncharacterized. Gene Ontology annotation, cellular component: membrane. Gene Ontology annotation, biological process: positive regulation of cell population proliferation; positive regulation of protein autophosphorylation. The transcript is spliced from 6 exons. The record is from RefSeq and is a predicted model, not a curated record. The coding region runs from base 230 to 1216 and encodes 328 amino acids. NCBI's taxonomy places the organism in Eukaryota, Metazoa, Arthropoda, Insecta, Hymenoptera, Formicidae. Gene Ontology annotation, molecular function: growth factor receptor binding; growth factor activity.
GCGCGAGACGUGUUCGCCUCAUCAGUCGAUCGCGGUGCGAGCGCUCGAAUACGCUCAGGUGUGCAUCGUCGCGUGUCGAACUAAAAAAUCCGACGUCGGCAGAGUCACGAGCCGCGAGAGAAUCGAACGGCCGGUCGGCCGGCGACAACAACCGAGUGAUCGUUAAAAAUAAUUAAAGACAACGUCGACACCUUGUGCCUGUGAGGAGAACGAAGCCGAGACGUCAGAAAUGCAAUCGCGGAUCAUCGGUACUUCGUUUGACAGCCAGUCGCCGCCGCAUUUCAUCGCGAGGAUGCUCAUUCUCGCGAUUGUCUGCGGCGAAUUCCUCCUGGGACAAGUCGACGCGCAGUAUCAUGAUGAUUCCGAUCACAUAGUCUUCCCCGGAGCAGUCGGCUCGAGAUCGAGGGACAGGACCCUUGAUAAUGAGAAUCCCGCGGGGGAUUCAGAUGACAGCGAUACGAUACCACUCGAUUUAGCUGCUAAAUUAAAUACGAUAGACUCGUUGGAGGAGUUUCUGCAGCUUCUUCACGGUGUUUCACAGCACGAAAAGGGUAUCACAUUUGCCAAUAGAUUCGGAGGUGAGGAACGAUCGAACGCAAUGAUACCAGUGCCAGCCAAGUGCAUGCCCGAGCUACAACUCGUUUCCCUAAAAGUGGACGACGAUCCUUCGACAUUCGUCUUCCCACUCUGCACACGGAUCAAAAGAUGUGGCGGUUGUUGCAUUAGUCCUCUGCUCUCGUGUCAGCCAACAGCUACAGAAAUGCGGAACUUCGAAGUGAUCGUGACGUCGCUGAUCGAUAUGGACUAUCGGGGACGACAAAUUGUGCCGGUGGAGGAGCACACUAAAUGCAAGUGCGAUUGCAAAAUCAAGGAAGAGCACUGCAAUGAUAAGCAACAUUACGAGCCGCACAACUGCAAGUGUGCCUGCAACAAUGUGGACGAGGAAGAGAAGUGCCGUAAGAACGAUACGAAGAUCUGGAACUCGACUCUCUGCGUUUGCACGUGUAGGAUCAUCGAGCCAUGCACCACUGGAUACUACUUCAACCCCAACACGUGCAGAUGUGGACCGAUAAUGUUGUCUAGACCAGUAAACAGGUUCGCGCCGACGAAUUACAAUUUCACUGACCGUCGACCAGAAAACAGGCGGACGGUGAUAAUCCCUUUGGACCCAUCGGAUCCCAGAAGAAAACAGAAGGAAGAUCCCGAAUACAAGUGACAAGAAUUCAGACGGACACGCGACGGAUUACAAGACUGCUAAAACGAUCUAUAAUUAAUUUGUUAAUUGUUUUAUUACAUAAAGACGAGACGCCUCAACAAUUCCAU